Pygocentrus nattereri (red-bellied piranha) is the source of this 3009-nucleotide messenger RNA. RefSeq names its product B-cell receptor CD22-like. The record is from RefSeq and is a predicted model, not a curated record. NCBI's taxonomy places the organism in Eukaryota, Metazoa, Chordata, Actinopteri, Characiformes, Serrasalmidae. The coding region runs from base 76 to 3009 and encodes 977 amino acids. The transcript has 13 exons.
CUCAGCGCCGUCUCUGUUCUCACCAUUUCUCAUCUGGACGUUGAAGAGGAGCCUCGUUACAGAACGGCUGCUGUGAUGAGGUCAUUGAGAACGGCUCCUCCUCUUCCUCUGGUCUUUCUGCUCAUGACUGCUGGAGCUUUUGGAACAGAGUGGAGUGUGAAGUACAACCAACUGGAAAUCUGUGCUUUAAAUGGAUCCACAGUGUUUAUGAACGCAACUUUUACUCACCCAGAAGGUCUCACAGUGAAGGAGACUUUCUGGGGUAAACACACAGGGGUGGAGCUGAGUGAUCUGAGUAAAGACCCAGAUUAUUCAGGCAGAGUCGAGUUUUUCAUUGAUGAUCAGAAACACUUCUCCCUCAAACUGAGUGAUGUAGUGAAGAAGGAUGAACAUCGGUUCCGCUUCAGAAUCAUAACAAAUGUAGAAAAAGAAAGAUGGUGGGGUAAACCUGGAGUUCAGCUCAGAGUUACAGAGCUCCAUGUAGAAGCUCCUGAAGAAGUGACCGAGGGACAAACAGCAGAUCUGACAUGUAAGACCACCUGCAGUCUGACUGACCCAAAAUUCAUCUGGUACAAAAAUGGACGUCCUUUAACCACAAAGACCAUCAAGAACAACCAGCUCCACCUGCAGAAGGUCAGCAGUGAGGAUGCAGGCAGUUAUAGCUGUGCUAUAGGAGGAUCUCAAGACCUCCGCUCUACUGCUCAUAGCCUCAGAGUCAGACAUCCUCCAAAGAACAUCUCAGUGUCCAUCAGUCCCUCUGGUGAAAUAAUGGAGGGCACUUCAUUGAAUCUGACCUGCAGCAGUGAUGGAAACCCACCUGUGAAGAACUACACCUGGUUUAAGGGAUCAGCAUCAGUAGGAGAAGGAAAAACCUACAGCAUUCCCAACAUCAGAUCUGAGGACAGUGGAGAAUACGCAUGCCAGAGUCGGAAUGAUCAUGGAGAAGGAAACUCCACUGCUGUGAAGAUUAAUGUUAAGUAUCCUCCAAAGAACGUCUCAGUGUCCAUCAGUCCCUCUGCUGAAAUAGUGGAGGGCACUUCAGUGAAUCUGACCUGCAGCAGUGAUGGAAACCCACCUGUGAAGAACUACACCUGGUUUAAGGGAUCCGCAUCAGUAGGAGAAGGAAAAACCUACAGCAUUCCCAAAAUCAGAUCUGAGGACAGUGGAGAAUACACAUGCCAGAUUGGGAAUGAUCAUGGAGAGGGAAACUCCACUGCUGUGCAGAUUAAUGUUAAGUAUCCUCCAAAGAACGUCUCUAUGUCCAUCAGUCCCUCUGGUGAAAUAAUGGAGGGCACUUCAUUGAAUCUGACCUGCAGCAGUGAUGGAAACCCACCUGUGAAGAACUACACCUGGUUUAAGGGAUCAGCAUCAGUAGGAGAAGGAAAAACCUACAGCAUUCCCAACAUCAGAUCUGAGGACAGUGGAGAAUACGCAUGCCAGAGUCGGAAUGAUCAUGGAGAAGGAAACUCCACUGCUGUGAAGAUUAAUGUUAAGUAUCCUCCAAAGAACGUCUCAGUGUCCAUCAGUCCCUCUGCUGAAAUAGUGGAGGGCACUUCAGUGAAUCUGACCUGCAGCAGUGAUGGAAACCCACCUGUGAAGAACUACACCUGGUUUAAGGGAUCCGCAUCAGUAGGAGAAGGAAAAACCUACAGCAUUCCCAAAAUCAGAUCUGAGGACAGUGGAGAAUACACAUGCCAGAUUGGGAAUGAUCAUGGAGAGGGAAACUCCACUGCUGUGCAGAUUAAUGUUAAGUAUCCUCCAAAGAACGUCUCUAUGUCCAUGAGUCCCUCUGGUGAAAUAGUGGAGGGCACUUCAGUGAAUCUGACCUGCAGCAGUGAUGGAAACCCACCUGUGAAGAACUACACCUGGUUUAAGGGAUCAGCAUCAGUAGGAGAAGGAAAAACCUACAGCAUUCCCAACAUCAGAUCUGAGGACAGUGGAGAAUAUGCAUGCCAGAGUCGGAAUGAUCAUGGAGAAGGAAACUCCACUGCUGUGAAGAUUAAUGUUAAGUUGGAGGGCACUUCAGUGAAUCUGACCUGCAGCAGUGAUGGAAACCCACCUGUGAAGAACUACACCUGGUUUAAGGGAUCCGCAUCAGUAGGAGAAGGAAAAACCUACAGCAUUCCCAAAAUCAGAUCUGAGGACAGUGGAGAAUACACAUGCCAGAUUGGGAAUGAUCAUGGAGAGGGAAACUCCACUGCUGUGCAGAUUAAUGUUAAGUAUCCUCCAAAGAACGUCUCUAUGUCCAUGAGUCCCUCUGGUGAAAUAGUGGAGGGCACUUCAGUGAAUCUGACCUGCAGCAGUGAUGGAAACCCACCUGUGAAGAACUACACCUGGUUUAAGGGAUCAACACCAGUAGGAGAAGGAAAAACCUACAGCAUUCCCAACAUCAGAUCUGUGGACAGUGGAGAAUACACAUGCGAGAGUCAGAAUGAUCAUGGAGAGGGAAACUCCACUGCUGUGCAGAUUAAUGUUAAGUAUCCUCCAAAGAACGUCUCAGUGUCCAGCAGUCCCUCUGGUGAAAUAGUGGAGAUCAGUUCAAUGACUCUGACCUGCAGCAGUGAUGGAAACCCACCUGUGAAGAACUACACCUGGUUUAAGGGAUCAGCAUCAGUAGGAGAAGGAAAAACCUACAGCAUUCCCAACAUCAGAUCUGAGGACAGUGGAGAAUACACAUGCCAGAGUCGGAAUGAUCUUGGAGAGAGAAACUCCACUGCUGUGCAGAUUAAUGUUCUUUAUCCUCCAAAGAGCAUCUCAGUGUCCAUCUGUUCCUCUGGUGAAAUAGUGGAGGGCAGUUCAGUGACUCUGACCUGCAGCAGUGAUGGAAACCCACCUGUGAAGAUCUACACCUGGUUUAAAGAAGGUGGAACCUCACCUCUAGGAUCUGGACAGAAUUACAACAUCCUCAGCAUCACUGCUGACCACACUGGACUGUAUUACUGUGAAGCUCAGAAUGACCAUGGAGCUCUGAAUGGAACUGUGAUGGUCACUGUUAAGAGUAGGUGGUGA